UGAACAAGCAGCAGCACAGUGGCUGUGAGCUCUUACAGGCACACAUGCCCCUCCAUGCAGGUAAACAGGAUGGGUGUCUGGGUCAGCUUCUCCCUCCCCUGGUCUUCACGCCUACUCUUCCCCUGGGGGUGGCUGACCCACCCAAUUCCCCUGCUCCGCGCCCAGGGCUCCUGAACUCUCAAUGACAGCUGCCUGAACCCUUCCUUGCCACUAACAGAGGUAUGCCACUCUGUUCACACCGGGGUCCCCAGAACCUCAGAACUUAACUACAGCCCCAGAAUUCCCUAUGUCUAACUGCCAUGGGGACAUGUGGGAAGACAGGCACCUGCAGGCAGAGGCAUGCCAGGAGAGAGAUGGGAACUGGAAAUGGUCACCUUUCUCCAGUCUUUGCACCCCUGAGCAUGCUGGCUUACUCAAGACGGGUCCUCUACCCUGUGGCUUUGCUCUCUUUUUUACCCUUGGGGGUCUCACUUGUUUGUGAGCCUUGUUUGCUACGUACCCCCACCCUGCCGCCUCCAGAAGACAGCAACACCUAUCUCCUCAGAUGCUCCUGUCCCCACCCUGCGCCCCAAAUUCCUGGGGUUAGGCAACUGGAACACCUUUGCAUCUGUCUCAUCUUAUUCUUUCCCCUCCCUCCCUGACGGCCCGCUCGCUCCCUCGCUAGCUCGCUCGCUCGCUCGAGAGCGCUCUCUGUUUCAACACAGGCUCUCACUCACAAUUAAGCUUCAUUACCCUAUCUAUGGAUAGGCCCUGAGUCACUGGAGGAGGGAUCUUAGGCGGCCCAGCCCUGUUACUUUUCCCAACCUACAGUAUAAGGGGUAGUGGCAAGAAGGAAGACUCUGGAAAGCAGGGGAGUCUGGGAAGAGAAGGCUGUGGGUCUGGGGAAGGGAGAAUAGGAAGCAAGGAGGGAAAGGCAGGUCUCAGCCCAGAGGAAGAGAAGGGAACAAGUGGACUGGGCUGCAGAGAUUCUCAGGGGAGAGAGGGAGCUGGGCAGAGAUGAAGCCACAAGGGUCUCUGGCCUGUCUCCUGCUGGCCCUAUGUCUGGGCAGCGGGGUAGCUAAUCCGCUGCACAGCGGAGGGGAGGGCACAGGGGCAAAUGCUGCCCCCGGAAUGGGAGGUACCAUUAGCCAUGGAAUUGGAGAGUCUGUGGGCCAAGGGGCUAAAGAAGCAGCCAGCUCUGGAAUCCAGGAUGCCCUGGGUCAGGGGCACGGCGAAGGUGGCUACGCACUGAUGGGGGGCAGAGGCGAUGUUUUCGACCACCAGCUUGGGGAGGCAGCUCGAUCUCUGGAGAACGCUGGGAAUGAGAUUGGCAGACGGGCUGAGGAUGUUAUUCGCAGAGGGGUAGACGCUGCCCACAACUCUGGGUCCUGGGGGACAUCUGGAGGUCAUGGCGUGUAUGGCUCUCAAGGUGGUUUUGGAAGCCAGGGCAAUCCUGGUGUUGAAGGGACACCCUGGGCCUCAGGAGGCAACUAUGGAACUAACUCUCUGGGUGGCUCUGUGGGUCAGGGUGGCAGUGGCAGGCCGCUCAACUAUGAAACCAAUGCCCAGGGGGCUGUGGCUCAGCCUGGCUAUGGAGCAGUGAGAGGCAACAACCAGAAUUCAGGGUGUACCAACCCCCCACCUUCUGACUCCCACGAAAGCUUCAGCGACUCUGGGGGAAGCAGCAAUGGCGGCAGUCAUGGUGGCCAAGGCAACCAAGGCAGCAAUGGUCAGGGCAACAGCGGCGGUAACAGCGGCCAAGGCAGCAGUGGCAGCAGUGGCAACAGUGGCAACAACGAGGGCAGCGGUGGCCACAGUGGUAACAGCGGCGGCAACAGCGGUUCUGGGUCCCGGGACCUGGAAACGUCUAAUUUUGAUGAUGGCUAUUCAGUUUCCAGGGGAACUAGCUCAUCCUCCGGCAGCAGAGGUGGUAGUGGUGGUGGUGGAAACAGACCCGAGUGUAACAACCCAGGGAAUGACGUGCGCAUGGCUGGAGGAUCUGGGAGUCAGGGGCACGGGUCCGGGCACGGGUCCAAUGGUGGCAAUGUACAAAGAGAUGCUGUCAGUGGACUCAACACCAUGAACUCCGAUGCAUCUUCCUUGCCUUUCAACUUGGACAAUUUCUGGGAGAAUUUUAAAUCCAAGAUGGGUUUCAUUAACUGGGAUGCCAUAAACAAGGGUCGAGGCCCGGCUCCCAGCACUCGUGCCUUACUCUACUUCCGCAGACUGUGGGAGAAUUUCAAACGCAACACUCCUUUCUUCAACUGGAAACAGAUUGAGGGCUCAGAUCUGUCAUCUCUGCAGAAGAGGGCAGGUGGUGCUGACCAGUUUUCUCAGCCGGAAGCAGCAAGACAAGAUCUGUCAGCUGAGUCAGCCAAGAACUACUACAACAACGCCCAGGUGAAUCCUACUUACAACUGGCAAUACUAUACCAAGACCACCCCCAAGGCGGGAGUCACACCUUCAUCCUCGGCUUCCCGGGCACAACCUGGCCUGCUGAAGUGGCUGAAGUUUUGGUAGAACAUUCCAUCUGGUCCCAGCCGACUCCUCCUGAAAGUAGGCAGGUCUUCAGGGAGCUUGACUGUCCUUACCCACAGUCCUCUCUGAUGCGGCUGACCUACCUGGGCAUUCCAUGCCUGUCAUCUCACCUGGGGACCUGGUUUAUCUGUCCUCAUCCUCCCUGUUUGACUGUAGUGUCUUCGAGACUAAUCAGCUUCGUUGGAUAACCAGCCAGCUCUUCAGCUCUUCUUCUAUAUGUGAGCGGAAGUCCCCAGAAGGACGCAGCAGGAAUUCCUACUCUCAAGUUUCUCUGUGGAAAUAAAACAUGAUUCUUUGUUUCCCCGA
Rattus norvegicus (Norway rat) is the source of this 2823-nucleotide messenger RNA. NCBI's taxonomy places the organism in Eukaryota, Metazoa, Chordata, Mammalia, Rodentia, Muridae. The record is from RefSeq and is a predicted model, not a curated record.